AUGUCUGUGCAGUCUGGAAACAUACUUUCACUGUUGCUUCAGAGUGAUGCACCCAGUCAGCCUUUAGGAUCAUUUUUGAUAACUGAUCUUUGUGGUGUUUCCUUCUCUAAUCUCCAGGCUAAUGAACUCAAGAAACCCCUAUGUGCUCAACCUGAGAAUAAUGCAUUCACCAUUGAAGCUUUAGAAUCACGACUUGUGAGUGGGUUGACUGUUCUUAAAGAACUUCAGAGAGAAGAAAUAACCAAAGAAAGAGUUAUACAGCAAUCAUUACAGUCUCUUACUGGUGAUACGAAAAGGCAAGGGGCUGGUCUAACGCCAUUUGAACAGGAGUGCCUUGUCAGUCUGUGGGACGUUGAUGAAACAAAGGAUGAGAUUGAAGAUGACAAAAUGCAAGACAUAAUAACUGUGUCAUCAAAUCCUCGAGUGGACAAGCUAUGGCAUCGCGUCAAAGAAGACCGGCUGGUUGUAGGAGUGAUCUUAACGACGGACAACUCUGAACCAAUGUCCGGUGUGAGCUUAUUCAUCCUGACAGAGAUGGGCCAGAGUUCAGCACCCGGGGCUGUCCAAACCCAGAGCCAAGUGUUCUGGCUCUCCACACUCGGCCCCUCACCGCCCACCCCCACGUCGCCCUCCUCCUGCACAGCGCCCGCAGCCAAGAGGAGCAGGCAGCAGCGCAGUGCCCAGACCAGCCAUGAUCUCAACACGGGCAGACUGGCCGUGACUGCGCUGGCCGCCCUCACACCUUUGUUGAACUCCGGCCGUGUCAAGUGCCAUGUCAUGCUACAUUACGUUCCGACACAAGACACGUUUGGCCCCGCGAGCGAUUCUACACCGACCACUCUGCACUGUGGGCAGUUGAAGCUGCAGUUACACGGUCAUUUACAAACACAGCUACUGUCCAGGCCGAAACUCAAAACAGAUGAGAAUCAGGAGGACUUUCUCGCUUUGAUGGCAUUGCUGGAUCACUGGACUUUUCACAUAGACUCUCCUGAUUACAGCCUGGGUGAUAUAGCCGGCCAGAUUGAGAAAAGAGUAGGCUGUGAAAGGAUAGAAGUGAGCCCUCAACAUCUUCUGAUAAAUUCUGUGGGACCAUCUGCUCCUACGCUGCUCUGCUGGCACCAGAUAACCCCUUUUCAGGCCGAGCUGUCGGUGCACUCCAGUGAGUUACAGAUGCUGCAGUUCCUGGACUUGCUGUUGGCCUACCUCCCAGAGUCAUGCACCGUGGAGCCUGUCAAAGCUACCAGAGGACGGAGCACACACAUCUUUCCCCUCUCACUGGAGAGGGAAAUAACCUCACUGAGGGACUGUGCGUCUGCCAUGCUUUCCAAAGAAAAGGAUGAUGAUAACGACACAAGAAUGAGCUCUUUUAUCGCUCCUGACCCGCGCUGUGGAGAGGCUCUCCAGAGGUGCAGGGAUGACUGGCAGAGGGACGUGGAGCGGAGCAAAAGGAACUUGUGCCCCCUAGUGGACGUGCAGAGAUACCGCGUGUGGACUGAAAGCCUCUUCAAACAGCAGCUCGGUGGGGAUUUGGCAGCUCUCAUAGAGACGCAGAAAACUUAG
Molecule: messenger RNA, 1560 nt
Organism: Knipowitschia caucasica
Lineage: Eukaryota; Metazoa; Chordata; Actinopteri; Gobiiformes; Gobiidae
Source: the annotation of a GenBank genome assembly